Aspergillus viridinutans is the source of this 195-nucleotide messenger RNA. RefSeq lists its product as uncharacterized. The transcript has 2 exons. Bases 1 to 195 code for a protein of 64 amino acids. Lineage: Eukaryota; Fungi; Ascomycota; Eurotiomycetes; Eurotiales; Aspergillaceae. The record is from RefSeq and is a predicted model, not a curated record.
AUGAGCAUCGAACCUUAUGAUACGCUUUUGACCUUCCACGAUGAGUACCGGGCCGCGAGUGUCCAAGACUACGAGGGCGCCGUAACUGGCGUCUGGAACCUCCUCCUCAACCAUUACUUUAACCAAAAGGAUGGCUUUGUCCAUAGAACACAGGACAAAGUCGAAAGGGGCUAUGUUGAUAUGAACAGCUACUAA